Molecule: messenger RNA, 6011 nt
Organism: Blastomyces gilchristii SLH14081
Lineage: Eukaryota; Fungi; Ascomycota; Eurotiomycetes; Onygenales; Ajellomycetaceae
Product: methylenomycin A resistance protein
Exons: 2
Coding region: 3388-5175 (595 amino acids)
Biological process (GO): transmembrane transport
Molecular function (GO): transmembrane transporter activity
Source: RefSeq, a predicted model, not a curated record
GUGAGGGGGUCGUGGAAGCUAUCGAAGCUGCUGUUACCUGGAGUCGAUUUUGACGCAAGUUCCUGGAAGGAUUCGGUAGGGGUUUUGGGCUCUGUUUCCGCAACGGAUGCGGGGGACACUUCGGGCACAGAUUUGGGUGCUGUGACAGCUACAAAUACUGAAUGCCGUGGUCGUCGGGGUCCCCGUAGCUGAUGCGUGUUGUUGGGCCUGGUGGGAGGGCGUCCGAGUGGUCUUGGAGCGCCCGUUACGCAGGAUACGUCAGCUCGGACACAGCGGACGCAAGGUCCAUUGUCCAGGCUUUGCGAUCGCAAGCAUCGCAGCUUGUGUUCUCGACAUCGGUCGCAUGCCGACCGCUUAGCAGCCGGCCGCCGCUGGUGUUGCUGCAUGGUGGUGAUGGUGGUCAGUCAGGUUGGUACACACGCAAAGGGCGAUGGUGUUUGGGUAACUAAAUGAACCGGAGUAUCUUUAAUCCGUCCCGCAUCAAUAUAAACUACCUACGAGGGCUCAUCAAGUUUACAUAAACAUCUCCUACUAACUAUUAUUUUACCUAUGUGUUGCAUGAUGAGUGUGAAUUGAUCUGCCUCCGUGUUAGGGGCACAAUAUGGGCUAAAUGGCACUGCCUUGAAUGCUGCUGCUUCUAACCUCCGAUCGGCGCAUUCACGCAUUCGGAGCCUUGAGAGUUGACCAUCUCUACUUACAGAGAGGUUUAUAUUAUCCCAUUUUAUCUAAUACUAAAUAUCCUCAAUCUCCCGACCUGGUUUUCUAUAUGGUCCAUUGCCGGUUUUAUUUUGGGGUAAAUGCCUCUUGCGCCGUUCUGAUGUCGAGAAUGUAUCUUACUUAGUCUCCAGCACAGUAAUCUUGACGGCAUGAUAUGAUUUAUACCUCCCAGAUAUUUGUCGGCAACUAAGGCAACAUUUCUUUCUCUGAAUUCCCCUAAACUUUGCUUCAAAUGUCGAAAAGCUACUCUGAGCUGCAUAUCGCAUGAUCAUAGGUAUUGAGAUCCAUGAAGGAUAGCAAAAGUGGACAUCUCUCUUUCAAUCUCUCUCUCAGCAGGAGCCAAGCUGAGGAAAGACUCACUUUAAAGUGGCAGGGAAACCAAUGCUGAUUGAGAAGUUACCUGUUUCCAGUCUUGCAUACGCAAGAGCUCAAUAUUACAUGAAGCUCCAGAUAGAACGCCAAUGCCUUCUGCCAGCUGCCCGCAGUACACAAUCGUCCUUGUCACUCAGCGCUGCAGGUGAACGGAAAAUAUGCGAGGUUGAAUUCGCAACAGGAGGAAUGAGCGCUUCUGGCGCCCGCUACCCCGUUAGCUGAGAGAUCCAUUGUCUUUCACUUAUGGGAGAUAGGCAUACUAGGUACAGAGGACAAUAGGCUGGUAGUGCUGGGAUUCCCGAGCUGGUAGCUUGAAAUAGAGAAUACUUGAAUAAUUACAAAGCUCUUGUAUCACAAAAAAAGAAAAAGAAAGAGAAAAAAGAAAAGAAAGAGAAAAGAAAAGAAAAGAAAAGCUGUCUUCGCACCGUUUCCCAAAUGGAAUUGUGCAUCUGGCUAUGAUGGCUGCGUUAAUAUUCAGCAUGGGAUCCCGGAUGAGAACCUUACCCCAAAACAUCCUGCUCGUGACAAGUUCGCACGCCUUCAUGAGGUCCUCUAUUGCGAACCUACUAGAGUCCAGAACAGCCUUUAACCUUCCCUGUUCGACUAUCUCAACAAGAGUCAAAACUUCAUACAUGUUGGGAGUAUUGGUGAAGAGGAUAUAGGAGCGAUGAUUGCCACUGAUCCAGGUCAGACACGAGCUGUUCAAGAACCAUCGAACCAUUUGUCUCAGGACACCGUCUCCUACAUGAAAAGCGCCGAUGUUGACCAAAGGGGCCACCUGGACAGAGAUAUCUUGAAGGUUUGCGUAGAGGGCCUGCAAUCCAUAGGCCGAGGCCAGAGAGCGUGGCAGCAAGGCGUGUUUCUUGUAAUCUACAAACUGUGGACAGCAACAUGCACUAUCAUCAGGGCCCCAGAAGCAUAAUGGAGAAUAACGCAGGGUGAAGCAUACUUUGUCAAUUCCGCAUCCUCGAAACAAAGCUUCAUUUGGAAUCACUCGCAACUCCCAAAAGGAAGGCAACCUAGGGCACGGCACAGCUGCACGGCGAUGUGUUCGACAAUCCCACUGGCCCUAUUGACGAGCACCGGCCGGCACGAACGGACCUUGGUAGUUCGAACCACAGUCGAGGCUGUUAACCCGUUGGAGAUAAGUCCAGCGUGCUGACCCAGGCUGAGAACCAGGUGCUCACCAGCGCCGUGCUCCUCGACACCGGGUCCCGAGAGUGACACAACAUAGGCCUCCGGUAGAGAGAGUAGAGCUCAUUCUGUUGAAUUGACUAAUUCAAUCACAGUCACUCAUUCUCUAUUUUCAGACUAGAUAAGAGAUGACUUUUCUGCUCUUUUAGACCUAGUUAUCACUAAGACUGAUGAGAUAACUUUCAUAAGAAACUUCGCAUGUGCUCUUUCAGAACCCCGGUGCCGCAGAACACAAUGCUCAUCGGCCCCGUCAUGGCCAGCACCCGAGUGCCGGGCUACCGGGCUGCCGUAGCCCUUCGGAAGCCUCGUCCCCCGCGACAGCGACAGGACAACGCGAGAGACGCAGAGCUCGGGGACUAGGGGCGGUGCAAAGGGCAGAGGAAGAAAGACGCCCAUGAAGUGGACGAUCAAGAAUCCGAGCACGACGUAGGAGACGAGGGCGAUGAUGUUGCUGGAGUUCGGGCCGGCGUGGGAAACGAACCGACAAGCUUGAGGGACGACUUGUAGUGGCCGCGAUGCUGGUAGGCCUAGGCUCGCAUUGUGGACGGCAUUGGUGCCGCGGGAUCGGAGCGUACCAUGUCUAGCUGUCUAUCUAGGAUAGAUAGCUGUUUGGAGAGACCUCCGAAGGCGAGUGAGCUGGUGUCUCAAAAGGCACGGAGCCGGACCUGUGCCAACGUCAGCUUCUUUGAUUGAUCAUACAUGCCAAUGCCACACCAUCUUAACCUAAGCGCGUCCAGCAUCUUAACGUGAGGCGCAUAGGCUCGAGGCUGUCUGCAAUUUAGUGAUUGACCGUAUCGACCCUUGUAGCGGGAUAAGAGGCCACGGGUGAGGUUGCAUGACGGCGCUACGUUAAACCCUCCGAAUUUCCUAAUUAGGCAAUUUUAUUUUUACCCUCCGAAUAUAACCCCUUUGAUCAGAGACCCGCCCGAUGAGAACACACCGAAUGCACGGAUGGAUCUCCCUCCACAGAUCCGGGGCGGGUAUUUCCUCUCUCUUCUUUUGUUCCGAGAAAUCUGCUCUUGUUCCUCAAGCGAUCGCGCCCCCGAAACCAAUAUUAAGAGGGACGCCAGCAAGCAGGCAAAUAUCCCGAACCCAUAGACAUAUAUGGCAUGGCAUGAUCCGAACACAGACCCCACGGCAAGAACAUGCUAUUCAAACCAAAGCACUCGCGAGUUACCUAAAACCAUGCAAGAGUCUUUGACCAGAGGCGCGGAAGACGACGAUGCACCCAGCAGCAACACCAUGAAUUUGUCGUCAGAGGCUACGACUCCAGAGAUUUUAGAAGCUCCAGAGACCCUAGACACUAUGCAUGUGCCUCCGGUCAAAAGAGACUGGAGAUUUUGGGCUCUCUUGGGUUCCAUCAGCCUCGCGGGUCUACUCACGGCUCUGGAGGGAACCAUUACGUCGACAGCGCUUCCCUCGAUUAUCGCCGAUCUAGGCGGCGGCCACCUCUACAUCUGGGUCGUGAAUGGAUAUAUGUUUGCCAUGACGGCGAUGCAGCCUCUGUACGGGCAGCUGGCAAACGUCUUCGGUCGCCGCUGGCCCAUGCUCAUCGCAACCGCCAUGUUCGUGCUCGGCAGCGGCAUCUGCGGUGGCGCAAACAACAUAGGAACGAUCAUUGUCGGCCGAAUCAUUCAAGGCAUCGGAGCCAGCGGCACCACCGUGCUCACCGAGACCAUCAUCUGCGACGUGGUGCCGCUAAGAGAGCGCGGCAAGUUUCUGGCCAUCGUCAUGGGCUUCAUCUUCCUGGGUACCGCGCUGGGCCCUUUCUUCGCCGGACUCAUCGUGCAGUACUCGACUUGGCGCUGGACUUUCUAUCUGGCGCUACCCGUGGGCGGCGCUGCCCUCGUCUCUCUGUUCUUCUUCCUAAAUGUCCAGUACAAGAAGGAGACGAACCUGGCUACGAGAAUAGCGACGAUUGACUGGAUGGGGAACGUCAUCUUCAUAGCGGCCAUCACGUCGGUUCUCCUCGGCUUGUCGUGGGCGGGAGGGCUGUACCCGUGGUCGUCCUACCACGUCCUGGUGCCGCUGCUCGUAGGCAUGGCUGGUCUGGCGGGGUUCCUUGCCUUUGAGGGCUCUCACCUUGCCCCAAAUCCCACCGUCCCGCUGCACCUCUUUUCCAAUCGAACGUCAGUCGGUGUCCUUGUCAUGACAUUCUUCCACGGCAUAAUCACCGUGUGGCAGCUCUACUUCAUGCCUGUCUACUUCCAGGGCGUUCUCGGCUCGUCGCCCAGCCUUUCCGGGCUCCAGAUCCUCGCAACAGUCCUCUCCAUCCUCCCUGCGGCGGGCAUCGGGGGAGGUCUCAUGACCAAGCUAGGCAUCUACAAGCCCAUCCACUACGUCUCCUGGGCCAUCACUCUCAUCGGCCUCGGCCUUUUCACCCUCCUGGACAUGAAUUCGAGCACCGGGCACUGGGUUGGCUUCCAGGUUGUCUACUCCAUGGGAGUCGGCAUGCUGGUUCCCACGCUUCUUCCAGCACUCCUAGCCCCGCUGAGCGAGUCUGACACGGCGCUGGCAACGGCAACAUGGUCGUUUGUCCGCAGCUUCGGCAUGGUGUGGGGGACGGCCAUUCCCGCUGCCAUCUUCAACACCCGCUCCGACGAAUUGGCACCCAAGCUCAUCCAGGAUGCCACGCUCAGAGCCGAGUUCUCUGCGGGCCAGGCAUAUGAGCAUGCUACUGCCGCGUUUCUUGGGACUCUGCCUCCGGCUUCACGUGUCGCAGUUACCCAAGUCUUUUCCCGGAGUCUGCGCCUAACGUGGUUGGUGUCACUCGCCUUUGCUGCUGUCGGGUUCCUCGCCGUGAACCUUGUGAAGGAGGUACCUAUGCGGAGUGAGUUAGAGACCAAUUAUGGAAUCGAAGAAAAGCCGAAAACGAAGGCCCCUAAAGCCUAAGAAUCUGGAUCUUGCAAGAAGUAGCGGCUUUUCUCUGAUAACAGUCGCUGUAACAGUCAAGUUCCCGAUUUGGGGGAUGAACGGUGCAAAGCUAGGCGGUCAGAUGAAUUCCAUCCCGCUGCAGAAUAAAAGGAUCCUAUAUACCGUAUUUUGUCUGGACUACUUUUCCCUAUCUGUCGAAGGAAGGGAGCAAUAUUUGGACGAAGGGCUCAUGAGUCAGUGUAUGCCUUCGGGAAUUGGAAGCUGUUUCUCUUGUAUAAAAGUGUAAAUUAUAUGUUCCGUAUUUGGCGGCUGUUUUAAAAGAGUACCGGAUAGAGGUUUCAUCUUUUUCUCUCAAGGGGAAGUGUUGGGUUUCAAGGGAUAACACAUCUCCCCCUUAAUACGUUCAUUGUUGUAUCUUCAUACCGCUAACUCAUCUCAGAUCCAUCCAUCUAUCUUGCUGUCUUUAGAGUUAGUUGCGAUUCAGAAUACGAUUUUGAAUCUGUUCCUUCCUCAAAACUACGUAUUUUCCAGCUGCUAGUCAAUGGUUCCUAUUUUUUUGAUAUUUAACAACCCGCAUCGCAUGGGGGCAUUGUAGCCUGGGUUAGGUAGACUACAAGUGAUCUGUUGAUGUAAAAUAUCUUUCAGUUAAAACCUCUCCACAUCUCUGCCGGGAAGUACAUACCUACAUCGGCCCGAUUACUCUUACAACCAUGGAUCAUGGAUCGGAACAAAUUUGCUCAUAACCCUCCAUUUCUCUUCCACUAAAAUCCAAUAUUGAUACCGUACGAGGUCAAGAGCAACAAAACUGUUUUCAUGAAAAAUGUCGCCUGUUGAUGAUGACAGCAAUUCUAGUU